UACGUCAGAAUGUCUGGAAGAGGUAAAGGCGCCGGAAAAGCUCGUGCCAAGGCCAAGUCACGUUCAUCCAGAGCUGGACUACAGUUCCCGGUCGGUCGUGUCCAUAGGCUGCUUCGCAAAGGCAACUAUGCUGAGCGUGUCGGUGCUGGUGCCCCCGUCUACCUGGCGGCUGUUCUUGAGUAUCUGACCGCUGAGAUCUUGGAGCUGGCAGGAAACGCCGCCCGCGACAACAAAAAGACCAGGAUCAUCCCCCGCCACCUGCAGCUGGCUGUCCGCAACGACGAGGAGCUCAACAAGUUGCUCGGAGGAGUCACCAUCGCUCAGGGCGGUGUCCUGCCCAACAUCCAGGCGGUUCUGCUGCCCAAGAAGACCGAGAAGUCAAAGUAGAUAACCCUGAUCCAACAAACCAACGGCUCUUUUAAGAGCCACUCACUUUAUAUUACUGAGCUCUGGCCCAAUCAUGUUGACUCUCCGCUCCACUGAAUUUAAAUGACUCCACAGUGAUCAAUGGUAAUAUACAAAAUGCAUUACUGAAAUAUAGAUCAUGAUAAUGUUAAACUGCGAACUGUCUUCAAAGUGUAUUAAAUAUGGAUCUGAUGUGCUCAAAGUCACCACAUCGUAUAAUUGAGCGUUUCAUGGAAGAGAAAUGUAUGAACGUGCAGUUGUGAACAAAAGCCCCCCACUCAGCCUCUGGGGUGAUUUAAAAUAAAACUCUGGUCUGCUGCCUCAUGUCAGACCCAUCACUAGUCAGUGAGUAGUUAAAUGUGCAUAUGUUGAGUUCUCCCUGGACUGUAGACAGAAACUGGUGAUUGCGCUACUGCAAUGAGGUACAUACCUGUACAGUAUGUCUGAGUGAAGAAAAUGUUACACUUAAAAAACGGUUGGCACGAAUAC
Messenger RNA from Synchiropus splendidus (mandarinfish), 894 nucleotides. RefSeq names its product histone H2A type 2-B. The transcript has a single exon. The record is from RefSeq and is a predicted model, not a curated record. Bases 10 to 387 code for a protein of 125 amino acids. Gene Ontology annotation, cellular component: nucleosome. NCBI's taxonomy places the organism in Eukaryota, Metazoa, Chordata, Actinopteri, Syngnathiformes, Callionymidae. Gene Ontology annotation, molecular function: DNA binding; structural constituent of chromatin; protein heterodimerization activity.